AUGGCUCCGAAAAGAGGAAAGGGUAAAGCACCUGCGAGGCUCCCUGAUAACAGAGGCGGAAGACGAACUACCCGAUCUCGUGUUGCAGCAACCGAUGACGUUCCGGAUGUCUACCAAGAUAUGCUCAGAGAAGCGGACGGCGACGGUCAUGAGGGGUCUGAUCGACCGCUGAAGAGACGAAAAGUCGUCUCUCGGUCCGAAGCCGAACCAUUAGAGCCAUCCCAGGCUUCAAGGCGGAACGCACGCGCAGAACAGAUUGAACAACCCACAUCCUCCCCUAAACCGGGCCACUCAAACCUACAGACGGUAGAGGAGUCAUCAGAGGACGAUGCGAGCGAUCUCGAGUUCGAAGAUGUGGAUCUUGAAGGCCCCUCCGAAGGCUUACCCGAUCCAGUCGACGAUAUUGGAGACGUGGCCAUAUCCGUGCAGCCUGAAAGCAGCACCAAGCCAGCGACUCCGGCGAGAAGGAAGCCGGCAACGUUCGCCGAGAAGGCGCAUCGGCUAGUAGUGCACAAGCUGCACGUGCUUUGCCUCCUGGGUCAUUGUAUGUAUGUCAAUGGGAGAUGCAACAAUGCGACUGUCCAGCGCCACGUUCGAUCUUUGCUAUCCUCAAAGACCGUGUCCUAUCUGACCCCGAAGACUACCAUGAGCCAGUUCGACCGCAACAGAUCUUUCAUGGAUGGCUUGCAGCAAGCAGUCGAGAUUUUCGUGCCAGAAUAUCGAGUGACCGGUGGCGGUAUGACGAAAGCGCAGUGGGAUGUGGAUGGCGAGUUAAAUCGCAAGUACGAUCAUCUUCCGCCGAUGGAUAGAUCGAACUUCAUCGAAGCCGCAAAGGACCUUCAAGGGUCGCAAGAUGUUGCAAAUCAGCUGUUCUGCGCUUUGCUUCGAUCAGCCGGCGUUGAGACUCGACUUGUAUGUUCGCUUCAGGUUUUGCCUUUUACCAGCGUACCCAAAGCACCAACCCCGAAGAAGCCCGCAAAGGAGGUCAUUCUCGCAAUGGCUCCAGAAACACCCAGGCGCGGUGCCCAUGCCGAAGACUCUGCCGUCAAAGGCUCUGCGAGCAUCGGCAAAGUUCCUUCAGCACGCAGGAGACUCGGACAGCCAAGUUUUGCAGCCGAGACGAAAGCCGCCACACCUACUAAGAAGAAGCUCCGUCCUGUACCAAGACUCUCUCAUCCCGUCUUCUGGGUUGAAGCAUUUAACGCAGCGCAGCAGAAGUGGAUCGCUGUAGAUCCGAUUGUCACACGCACAGUCAACAAACCUGCAAAGUUGGAGCCUUCCCUUUCCUACGAGCUGAAUCAGAUGACCUAUGUAAUAGGAUUUGAGAACGAUGGGGCGGCCAGAGACGUUACCAAGCGCUAUGCGAAAGCUUACAACGCUAAGACUCGUAGGCACAGAGUUGAGACUUCUUCGGAGGGCACAAAAUGGUUCAAGAAGGUCAUGCGGAUCUUCCGCCGCCGGGAAGGCACAUUGGCCCGAGAUCAAGUCGAAGAUGCAGAGCUUGCGCAGAAAGAAGCGAGGGAGGGCAUGCCUGCGAAUGUGUUGGACUUCAAAGACCAUCCAUACUACGCGCUUGAGCGGCACCUAAAGAGGCAUGAGGUGCUACAUCCGAAGCGCGAAGUAGGCAAAGUCAACGCAGGAACAGCUGCCAAAUCUAGGAUGGAACCGGUGUAUCGCAGGCAGGAUGUACUUAACUGCAAGAGUGCCGAUAAAUGGUAUCGGCUCGGCAGGGAGAUCAAAGAAGGCGAACAGCCUCUCAAACGAGUGCCAGCGAGGACAAGACGGCCGCGUUCGCCUGAUCAGGACGAUGCCGCCGAUUUGUCCAACGAGACUGCGCUCUAUGCUCCAUACCAAACACAAUUAUACAUCCCUCCGCCUGUCCAACGCGGCAGAAUACCCAAGAAUGGCUUUGGAAACCUGGACAUCUACGUUCCUUCCAUGGUACCAUCUGGCGGUGUUCAUAUACGCCAUCAAUUUGCCCAGCAGGCUGCGAAGCUGCUAAGGAUCGACUACGCAGAUGCCGUCACGGGUUUUAAGUUCCAAGGGCGACAUGGAACAGCUGUUAUUGAAGGUGUAGUUGUCGCUGAACAGUAUGAUGACGCUAUCAGAGCUGUUAUUGAAGGCUUCGAAGAACAGGUUAUUAAAGAUGAGUGCAAGGUUCGAAGCAUAGAGGCCUUGAAACUGUGGAAGAGGUUUCUGACCGGCUUGAGGAUCCAAGAGAGGGUCAGCACCUACGGCAACGGCUUGGAUAGUGCUCAAGAAGAAGGGGACGAUCUACAAGAUACAGACACGGCCAUCUCAUCGACAUUCGCGGUCGAUGACAAGCCUUUGGUUACUGCGGGGCAAUACACGCUUAGAGAACUACAAGCGCCAACGCGCAAGCCAAAGCCCAAGAAACGUCAGAUCGAGGAAGACAGCGAAGAAGACUGGGACGCGCAGGAUGAAGAGCCUCUCUACGCCGCGGACGAAGGGACGGAAGAUCCCGGUCUUGCUGGUGGCUUUCUGCCAACUGAUGCUGUGGCCAAUCCAGUGGAACAUGGUCAUUCAGGUGGCUUCAUCGUGGAUAACGAAGAGGAUGGCGGUGGUUUCCUUGCUGAAGAUGCCGACGAUGAGGGCGGAGGCGGCUUUUUUGCAGACAGGGGUGAAAAAGGAGGUGGCUUCAUUACCCCGGAAGGAAACCCACUGGAGGACCUGCACCAUCACGAUCAUGAUGAAGGGGGCGGUGGUUUCGUACCAGAUGAGGCCGUUGAAGAGGUCUACCCCGACGACAGAAGGAUCCGCUCGGACGGCAGAGGAUCCGAUCUCAGAGAAGAAAUUGGCACCAGAUUGCCAGAAGAAGAAAGCACUGCACAGCUCAGUCCUGGAUCUAUCACAUCUGCUGAAGACACGCAGGCUGCUGAUGCCGAAAUAUUUGGUGCAGACCAAGAAGCUUCGGAUAAUGAUUCUAUGCCUUCUCACGACCCAGAAGACGACGAUGCGGAACCUGACUGGUUGGAGAGCGAUUAG
Lecanosticta acicola is the source of this 3006-nucleotide messenger RNA. NCBI's taxonomy places the organism in Eukaryota, Fungi, Ascomycota, Dothideomycetes, Mycosphaerellales, Mycosphaerellaceae. The record is from the annotation of a GenBank genome assembly.